Cydia pomonella (codling moth) is the source of this 1915-nucleotide messenger RNA. RefSeq names its product meiosis-specific nuclear structural protein 1-like. The transcript has 9 exons. Gene Ontology annotation, biological process: cilium organization. Bases 213 to 1715 code for a protein of 500 amino acids. The record is from RefSeq and is a predicted model, not a curated record. Gene Ontology annotation, cellular component: motile cilium. Lineage: Eukaryota; Metazoa; Arthropoda; Insecta; Lepidoptera; Tortricidae.
UAUAUAAUUUUGUUUGAACCACGUUUGAACAAUAUUUUUGCUACCAUCAAACGCUACAUGUUCAUUCCUAAUUGUAUACCGUAUCUGUUCUAUUUACAAACAAAUUUGACAAAUUGACAAUCUUGCAUUGAAAUUUUAGAAGAUUCUUCUUAUUUUGUUUUUAUAGCACCGCUAACGAACGGUUUCCAGCGGAGUUUAUUAUUUUUACUACAAUGCAACCUCAAAACGAGCUAACGCGGAAUGCUAUAUUCCGCGCCCGUAAAGCGGAGCUAGAUUACUUCCAGAGGGCCUUGGACACACAAUGGCUAAACAAUCGAAUGGCUGACGGCCGCAUGGGUCGUUGCCUGGCCCUCAUAGAGAAGGAAGCUCAGAUGGAGAAGGACUUCCAAGAGAGAACAGAUCAUGCAGCAAUUGUCAAUGCUCGAGCUAAAAAAGAAGCAGACCUUGCCAGUGAAGUGGCUAAAGUCCGUCAUGAAGAAGCUACUGAACUGCUGCGUCGCCACUACCUGCGGGAGCGAGAUCCAGAGCUGCGAAUGCUGAUGAAGAAACUGCAAGCUGGUUAUGUGUGCCGGGAUCUGCGGCAACAGAUAAUGCAUAAUGAAUAUAGGAGGCUGCAGGAAAAGGCUGAAGAAGACCGGGCCAAUUCCACCCUCCUAUCUGCCUUGGGCGAUGACCAGAAAGCAAAAGAAAAAGCACAGCAGAAGAUACAGCAAACUGCAGCAUACUGUCAGGAACUGCAGCAGCAGUUGGUGAACAGGCAGAGGCAGAGACAGUGCCAGUAUGAAGAUGCGCUCAUUGAGCAGAAAAUGCUUGAUGAUGUCAUGAGAACCAUUGCUGAUGAGGACCAGAGGGAGCUGAAACAGAAGCGAGAUCUCAUGGAGAAAACGCAACGCGAGAUGGUGACCUUCAAAAAAGCUCGCGAAGCAUGGCGAGCCAAGCAACGCGCGCUCGCUAUUCAGGAGGAGGAGGCCAUAGAGAAACAAAAGCAGGCCGCCGCCGACCGCAGCGCUUCUAUCACUGCAGAAAGAGAACGCUGUGAGAGAAUUAAAGAGGAAAUAAACGCAAAAAUAUGUGCUAAAAUCAUGGCAGACGAGGCGGAGCGUCAAGAUCGCGACAAUGUAAUCAAAUUGUUACAAGAGCACGAAUUACUAGAGAAACAGAUCCAGGACGACAUAGCGGCGGGUCGCAAGCAGGAGUACGUGAGGGCCAGCACCAUGACCGACCUCACGGCGCAGAUGGACCUCAAAAAGAAAGAAAUUGAACUGGAGAAACAGAGGCAGUUCGAGUUUAGGAAGGAGUCAGAAGCCAAGCUAGCGGCUCUGGACGCGAAAGAGCACGAAAAAGAACGUAUAAAGAAAGAGAAAGCGCGUCAGUACUCGAUAGACCUGAAACAGCAGAUAGAGGACAACGCGAGAAGGAGGGAGAGCGAGCGACGUCUCGAGGAUGCGAGGGCAAAAGCUGUCUUCGACUAUUACAAGGAUUGGAAAGCAGAAGUAUCGAAGGAGCGCGAGAAGAUCGUCGCGGAGCACGUGCCGCCCACCCUGGGCUACAUCCAGGCGGGCGUCAUCGACGCGCCGGACCUGGCGGCCGUGCGCGCCGGCGCCGCGCGCGCGCCCGCGCUGGCCGCGCUCGACCUCGCCGCGCUGGCGGCCGGCGCCGGCGUCAAGCGGCAUCCCAAGUGCAACGCGCAGUGCAGGGUGCUCAGGGAGUUUUAGAUCCUUACACCACUUUUGUAUAUUUUAGUCUUGACCUCUUUUUUAUACGGAAUAUAAGGAUCAUAUGAAUGUCCAUGUCCGUCCUAAAAACACUACAUUCGAUAACUUUAUUACUUAUGUAGCAUGUUUAAAAAUGUGAUAUUUACUUAUACAAAUUUGAUUUACCAGUAUUUGUAUUAAAUUAACAAGUGCAGUAACAA